Triticum aestivum (bread wheat) is the source of this 3301-nucleotide messenger RNA. Its product is annotated as formin-like protein 18. NCBI's taxonomy places the organism in Eukaryota, Viridiplantae, Streptophyta, Magnoliopsida, Poales, Poaceae. The coding region runs from base 43 to 3003 and encodes 986 amino acids. The record is from RefSeq and is a predicted model, not a curated record. Gene Ontology annotation, molecular function: actin filament binding. Gene Ontology annotation, biological process: actin cytoskeleton organization; actin nucleation. The transcript has 8 exons.
AAAUUGCAGAACCAAGCACGAGAAUCAGACUGUGGUCGAGCAAUGGCUGCUCCCCUCCCUCCUAGCCUCAAGGGCGGCCUCUCUUCUUCCACCCCCAUCUCACACCAAAGCAUUCCCCCAAAAAUAGAUCGCUAUGAGGCAACAAGGGACGGGAGAUUGCUCCCCUUUCAUCUUUUUUUCGUUUCCCGUCCGCCGUAUCAUGCGGUGCCCAGGCUGGUGGAUUGGUGGCGGCUCAUCGUUUUCCUCCGGCGAGAUUCGGUCCGGGCCGCCGACAACCGGAGAGGCACCCAGAUCCAACAUCAACAGGUGGCAACCCCUAGCGCGGGCAUCAGCCUGUCAAAUUUGGUUGGGCAAAUCACCUCCACAAGUUUUGGUCCCAAGACCAGCGAUUUGGGGAGGAGAAUCAAGCGAGGAAGAAUCGGUGCUCGGUCCUUCGGUGUUCUUGAGGUGGAACAAUUAUGGCUCAACUGUAGUCUAGAUAGGAUAAUCCUUCAAGAUGUUAAAAACCAGUCCCAUCACACCCUUGCACUCAGCACCAAGGAAGGAAUGAGCACUUAUAUGUCUCCAGAAGUUGCUGAUACUAUUCUGGACUGCUUAAGCAAGCAUAAUUUUCCUUCGCCACAUGGCUCUGGGCAUACACAGGAGGAAGAUGCUGAGGAGGAGGCAGGAAGCUUAUUGCCACAUUCCAAUAAUUUCAAACUGUCUUUUGCAUCAAAAAUAAGAUACCUUCUUGAAGGAGCUUCAACAUCACAUUAUUCUUUGUCACCGCCAGCAAAACAAGCAAUCAGGGGUCUUUUCUCUUCCGAAGCAGAGGAUCGUCCGCUAGCCGUUAGCAUAAAAAUUUCUUUGGGAAAGAAGCGCAAGGAUGAUGACUCGGGUUCAUCCACUGCUGUCAUUGGUGCAGUGGCUUGUGUAGCAUUGGUGGCCCUUGUCGGUAGCUUGUGUGGGAUGUGUGACGAAGAGCCAGCAUCACCGUAUGAUCUAGUGGGGGGUGGUGAACUAACAGGUUCUUCCCGUAAGGAUUCCGCCACCCAGAUCGAUGUCAGUAGGCUGGGAGGAUUGACAAACAGUGCAUCUGAGAAACAGCAGCCUGAAUUUACAGUGCCAGUGAUGAGGUUGAAUGUUGAAAAACCAGCCACGAAACUGAAGUCAGUAGGAGCAGCAUCAAUGAAGGCAGAACUAAUGGAGAGACACAGCAGGUUUGCUUCAUACGAAGUAACGACCAUCGCUGGACAGCCGACGGCCAAACCCGAGAAGGCUGCAGUUUCUUCUGCAGGUCCACCUCCGCCACCUCCUCCUCCACUUCCAGGUGCACCAGCACCACCACCUCCUCCUCUAGUUCCAGGUGCACCAGAACCAGCACCAGGUGCACCAGGUGCACCCGCACCACCUCCAAAGCCGGGCGGGCCUCCUCCUCCAGGGCCACCAGCACCUCCUGGUGCAAGGGCUGGAGCAGGACCUGGACCUCCACCUCCACCUCUAAAAGGUGGUGGACCGGGGGGACCUCCGCCACCAGCAAUGCCCGGUGGUCCAAGAAAAGGACCUCCGCCGCUUAAGAAGCCAGGAGCUGCAGCUCCUGUUGCAGACUCUUCGAAAACAAAGUUGAAGCCCUUCUUCUGGGAUAAAGUUACUGCAACAGAUCAAGCAAUGGUGUGGGAUCAAAUUAAAGCAGGAUCCUUCCAGUUUAAUGAGGAGAUGAUCGAAUCUCUUUUUGGUUGCAAACCUGUUGACAAAAGUAAUGAUAGCAAAAAAGAGCCAGCAAAGGAAGCUCCUCAAGUCGUUAGGAUCCUAGAUGCUAAGAAGGCACAGAAUUUAUCAAUAUCACUGAAGGCACUCAGUGUUACAGCUCAAGACGUGCAUACUGCAGUUACAGAAGGGCAUGAUCUCCCAGCCGAUUUGAUAACAACCUUGCUACGGUGGACCCCAACCAGUGAUGAGGAGCUACGGCUUCGGCUGUACACUGGAGAAAUGAGUCAACUUGGUCAAGCGGAGCAAUUCUUGAAGACCAUCAUUGACAUCCCAUACAUUUUCCAGCGCUUGGAGACUUUGCUUUUGAUGGCCAGUUUGACGGAAGAAGCUACAAGUGUGGAGCAGUCAUUCAAAACCCUAGAGGUUGCCUGCGACGAGCUUAGGCACAGCCGUCUUUUCAAGAAGCUACUGGAGGCUGUACUUAAAACUGGCAACCGAAUGAAUGAUGGCACCUUUCGAGGGGGAGCACAGGCGUUCAAACUGGACACCCUCCUGAAGCUGGCUGAUGUCAAGGGGCUCGAUGGCAAGACGACGCUGCUGCAUUUCGUCGUCCAGGAGAUCAUCCGCUCGGAGGGUGUCCGUGCCGCGCGGGCGGCCAAGGAGCAGAACAGCAGUGUCUCCAGCGUGAGCGGCGGCACCGAUGAUCUCUCCGAGGAUGUCGGCGACGACACGGAGCACUACAAGCAGCUUGGCCUCGAAAUGGUGUCCAGCCUGUCUGACGACCUCCAGAAUGUCCGCAAGGCAGCGAUCCUCGACGCGGACGCGCUUACCAUCGCGGUAGCGAGCCUCGGGCACAGGCUGGUGAAGGCGAACGAGUUCUUGAACACGGGCAUUAAGAGCUUGGAGGAGGAGAGCGGGUUCCAACGCAAGUUGGCCCAGUUCGUAGAGAACUCCCAGGCGCAGGUGACCCGCCUGCUGGAGGAGGAGAAGAAGCUCCGCUUGAUGGUGCGCUCCACCGUGGACUACUUCCACGGCAGCAAGGGGAAGGACGAGGGCCUGCGCCUGUUCGUCGUCGUGCGCGACUUCCUGGUGAUACUGGAGAAGGUGUGCAAGGAGGUGAAAGACGCGGCUGCUUUGGCCGCCAAAGCAGCCGCUGCCAACAAGAAACCGGCGGCAGCGGCAGCACCGGCGAAAGGGGGCAAGCAGCCGUCCCAGUCACAGCAAUCCUUCCGCGACCCUCGGCAAGCUCUCAAGCCCGCGAUCCAAGGCCGGAGGGCAAAGCCGGACAGCAGCUCCAGCUCUGAUUCUGACUAACACCUAGCUUUCUAGGCUAGCUACAUCAAUCAUGAUCAUGGCAAGGUACCUCAUGGAUGGCAAGAGCAUACACAUGAAGGAAAGGAGGAGCAGCCUUGACCUCUGCUAUGUAUGUAUAUAUGUCUGUCUGUAUGUAUGUAUCAUUCUGCAUUUCACAUCACACUGUUGUUAGAGCGAUGGGAUGAGAUCCCAGCGUAGGUAGGGUAGUUAAGGGGAUGUGGAUGGUAGGUCAGGUCAAUUGACUGCUUGUAAUCUUACCUUCUGUACUUUUACUUAGUCUUCGCCAACUAAUUAUACA